UGUUUUCCAAACCGGAAAUGGCAUCCGUUCGGAAUUGACAGCACUCCCGAAGAUGGCGGGGGUGUUUGAGGUGGAGGUUGAUGGUGUAGAACACGAUCAUGGACUCGGACAUCACGAUGAACCAAAUCAGGUCGACUUGUCCCAUCUGUCACCGGAGGAGAAGUGGAGGUUGGAGCAUGCCAGGAUGCAUGCAAAACACAAGGGUCAUGAGGCCAUGCACGCUGAGAUGGUGCUGAUCCUUAUUGUCACCCUGGUCAUCGCCCAGCUGGUCCUUGUGCAAUGGAAACAGAGGCACCCCAAGUCCUACAAUCUGGUGACUCUGUUCCAGAUGUGGGUGGUUCCUCUGUACUUCACCACCAAGCUUCACUGGUGGAGGUUCCUUGUCACAUGGUUCAUCUUCUCUGUGGUCACUGCAUACGUUACCUACCGGGCCACACGUAAGCCACUGGAGUGCACUACGCCUAGGCUGGUCUACAAAUGGUUCCUCCUCCUCUACAAGAUCAGCUAUGCCACAGGGAUAGUGGGCUACUCUGUCGUCAUGUUUACACUGUUUGGCAUCAACUUGAUAUUUAGAAUAAAGCCAGAGGACGCAAUGGAUUUUGGUGUGUCCUUGCUGUUCUAUGGUCUGUACUAUGGUGUCCUGGGUAGGGACUUUGCUGAAAUGUGUGCAGACGUCAUGGCAUCGACAGUGGGGUACUACAGUGCGUCUGGAAUGCCCACCAAGCACCUCUCUGACAGUAUCUGCGCUGUGUGUGGCCAGCCCAUUCUGGUCGACGUCAGCGAGGAGGGAAUCAUUGAGAACACCUACAGACUAUCCUGCAACCAUGUAUUCCAUGAGUUCUGCAUACGAGGAUGGUGCAUUGUGGGAAAGAAGCAGACAUGCCCGUACUGUAAAGAGAAGGUGGACCUGAAGAGAAUGUUCAGUAACCCCUGGGAGAAGCCACAUGUCAUGUAUGGACAACUCCUGGACUGGCUCCGCUACCUUGUUGCUUGGCAACCCGUAAUCAUUGGACUUGUGCAAGGCAUCAACUAUAUCCUGGGCCUAGAGUGAUCUGGGAAAGUGGAGGAGAGGGACACACAAGCCGUAUGGAGAAGAUACUGCACUGGUCUGACUGAGGGAGACUUGGAGGCCUCACCAUGGACUCUACGAACAUCUAUUAUAAACUGUGUCUAUACCUGUACUAUUUGUAUAGAUUUAUAGGCACAUAGUAUCUGUAUUUAAGAUUUAUUUGAAUUUUACAAGUAAUCUGGGUUUAGAUGUCGGUUUCAUUUUUGUUUAGUCAGUCGCAACUAAACCAAAUGCAGUGUACAUUUCUUAGCUUAGUAAAAUGGUUGUUUUUUCAUGGAGAUGCUUUUUCCCAAAAUAAUUUGUCUUAACUUUUCUUGUUGAUAUUUGUUGGAUUCUAUGGCAACGAGUAGUUAACACUGCUCAGAUGAAUGAGUGGAGCAUUGCAGAGUGACAGUCGUUUUGUGUGUUAAAUCUGCGCCUUUCGUUAGUGAAGGUCCUGGUUGAAUGUGGCUGCUGGGGGGAGAGUUUCUGGUUCCUCAGGAGCACUAGUCUCAGACAGUGUAUCUUAUCCUACUACAGUCAUAAUUUUAAGAAGGGCACUGCUUUCUCCAAUAUACCCUCCUCGCGCCUCCCUCAGAUGGCCUCUCCUGUCUAUUCAGCCCAGAUGGCUCUUCAGGAACAGAUACUGUAAAAGACAGUGUUUGCAAGAAGGUGAAUAACAUUUGAUCAUUUUGGUUGGGUUUACUUUCUUGUCAUGUUUUUGUUCUGUUAAUAAACGUGACACAGUCAA
This is a messenger RNA of Oncorhynchus masou masou (cherry salmon), 1799 nucleotides long. Its product is annotated as E3 ubiquitin ligase RNF121-like. Gene Ontology annotation, molecular function: ubiquitin protein ligase activity; metal ion binding. Gene Ontology annotation, cellular component: Golgi membrane; endoplasmic reticulum membrane. The transcript has 9 exons. The coding region runs from base 53 to 1051 and encodes 332 amino acids. The record is from RefSeq and is a predicted model, not a curated record. Lineage: Eukaryota; Metazoa; Chordata; Actinopteri; Salmoniformes; Salmonidae.